Molecule: messenger RNA, 1055 nt
Organism: Esox lucius (northern pike)
Lineage: Eukaryota; Metazoa; Chordata; Actinopteri; Esociformes; Esocidae
Product: apolipoprotein O-like
Exons: 9
Coding region: 77-769 (230 amino acids)
Biological process (GO): cristae formation
Cellular component (GO): MICOS complex
Source: RefSeq, a predicted model, not a curated record
ACGUAUGGCAUGUGCUACACUGUGAUGCCACUGGUGCUGCUCUUAAGUGUUUUUCCUCCUCCGACUUGCCGUACGAAUGGAAAUAGUUACAGAUAUAACCAGAGACAUGAACAUGGAAAGCGUUGGUAAACUGAUCCCGCAGCCUGCUUCCACGUCAGGGGUAAUUGGUCUACUGACUGGGACUCCGACGGUCCUCGCCGCCAGCGAGGUUAAGAAGAAACCCGCAGCUCCGAGUCUCAGUAUUGAGGAGCUCCCAUCCCUCUAUACUGCCCCAGAGCCACAGCUCAGGUAUGUGGAGCCAGUGGCAGGCCCUGUGGAACAGGCCGUAGCUGACCUGAGGAAAUGGGCUGAGCCUUUCACCAAUCAGUGUCAGGAAACAAGGCUGGUGGCUCUGGAGAAAGCUGAGGUUGGUGACAAGACACUCAGGGGAGUCUACCGGACUGUGGAACCCACGCUGAGCACUUCCAUUAGGACUGUGCAAGAAACGUACAAAUUCCUCAGUGAUCCGCCUUCUGACCUCUAUCCCAGUGUCGGGGCGAUUGGCUUCUCUGGCUUCCUAGGACUGUAUCUGGCCAAAAGUUCCAGGGUGAAGAGGCUGGUGUUUCCUGUCGGUUUGAUGGCUCUGACCGCUUCCAUGUUCUACCCACAGCAGGCCAAUUCACUACUCAGGGUGAGCAGGGACUCUUUGCAAACAUGGAGCCAACAGGGUCGAGAUGUGGCGGAGACGCUCUGGAGGGACCUGCCGAUUGGCAAGGACAAGGCAGACUGAGAAGACCGAGCACAAGUCAGUGGACAAAAGCACUACAAACGUGAGACACGGACGACAGGACACACCACCGGGCGUUCACACACACACACACACACACACACACACACCUGAAUAGUCAUAUACAGACUUAUACUGGUUAGAAUUUGUUCAUGUUAAUUAGUCAUUUAGCAGCAGCAUCAGUGUCAGCUCCUAAAAUAGUUUUUUUUUCUGUUACUCUCAUGAAACAUUUGAUAGUUAAUAAUUGAUAGUUAAUAAAAAGGAGUGACAGCUUGGCUGCAGUGUUUUA